Messenger RNA from Haliotis rufescens (red abalone), 3201 nucleotides. RefSeq lists its product as uncharacterized. The record is from RefSeq and is a predicted model, not a curated record. Lineage: Eukaryota; Metazoa; Mollusca; Gastropoda; Lepetellida; Haliotidae. The transcript has 10 exons. The coding region runs from base 196 to 2712 and encodes 838 amino acids. Gene Ontology annotation, molecular function: GTP binding.
CAUGUUCAACAGGUAAUAUAUAUGAAGAGUUAGGCUGAGGCCGCGCAAAGCGUUACCUGGUCUCACUGUGUGCAAGCUGGUUAGAUUUCUGUCAGACGAACCGGGAACAGACAUUUGGAGGAAUCUUCAAGACAAAAUUUCAAUGAGGGAUCUCACACUGGCAUGGCGGUAGUGUGAAGCAGACAUCUUGAUUUCAUGUGGAGCAUGAACAACCAGGUGAAAAUGGUUCUGCUUGGUCGUCAUGGUUGCGGCAAAACUGCAGUGAUAGAAUCAUUUCGUUGGACAUCCAUUACGCAGCCAACAUCUUCGCUUUUGGCGGACAAUGUUCACACAGUGACAAAGCAUGACUCUAACAUAAGCAUUAUUGAAACGACUGGGCUGUUUGCAGAAGGACAAGAUAUAAAAGCAAAUAAAAUGAGACUUGCAGAAUCGGUGUACACCUUCACACCAGGCCCUGAUGCUUUUGGGCUUGUAGUUCGAAUAGGUCGAUUUACGCCAGAAGUGAGGACAAUGAUAGACACUCUUAGAGAAACGUUUGGUGAAGAUAUGUUCCGAUUUACCGUCCUCAUCUUUACAAGAUUGGAUGAUCUCAAGUAUGAUGGCAUCACUCUGGAGAAAUACCUACAAGAGAGUACACCAGAGCUGAAGAGUGUCCUUGAUGCCUGUGGGGGAAGAUACAUCGGCUUUGACAACACAGGAACGUGGGAAUCCAGAGCGGAGGAUGCCGAUAAACUUCUAUCCAUGUUGAAGAAUCUCCAGAAGCAGAACAACAACAUGGUCUAUACAGUGGCCAUGCUCGAGUACGCCACAAGGUGUCAACAGAAGAAAGAGGAAGAAGAUCGGAAUCAACAAGAUGAGCGCAACCGAAAUAUUAAAGAAGAGUUGAAAAGUACCAUGAGACAGGAACUUGAAGAACAGAUAAGAAGAGAGAUGCAAGCUGAACUCACGUCAAACACUCAACAGACAUGUAUUACAACAGGAUGUAAGCCACGCAAACUCCAAACACAAAUAUAUACCAGACAGACUGUUGAAUCGGGGGACAAGUUCAAUGAGAGAAUACCAAAAAAAGGUGCUAAUCGAUCCAAACACGAAAGAGGACCAAGGCCGGAGUUGAAGCCAAAGCCUACAACUCGAAAAGUGCAAGAAAAUAUCAUUUCCCGAGACACUCAUGAGCAAGAUGCUGCUCAAAACGAAAGACAUGCAACUGUAGACGACACCAGUGGAAAUGAUGCCAAACCAAAACGAAGCGGGCUGAUUGCAAGAAUGCUUCAUUUUUGGGAGUCUUUUCUGUGGGUAUGUGCAACCUGUUAUCAUAACAACGAUGCCGCCAAUGACAGUUGUCAAGAAUGUGGAACAUCCAAAUUGACGAGGAAGAGAAUUGUGAAAAGGGAUGCACAACGGACAUCUCCUCCCCUGCCUGUUCAGGCUCCUCCACCUCCUCCAUUGCAGAUGGUCGAUCAAGUCUACAGUAAGCCAACGCAGAAGGUGGCCCGUGUCAAUCCUUUUCCAAAACCCUCACGACAAGGAAUUGAAUUGGGCGAAUUGAGACUGGUACUACUUGGUAAAACUGGAGCAGGAAAGAGUGCAACAGCAAACACAAUAAUGAAUAAGAAGGUUUUUGAUUCAAGAUCGUCAAUGACCUCGGUAACCGAAAAAUGUCAGUUUGUUCAUGGCGAUUUUUUUGGCAACACCAUCCAGAUUGUUGAUACACCCGGAUUAUUUGACACCAACACAAAGAAGGAGGUUAUUGAUACAGAAAUUAAGAAAUGUAUUGCACUUUCGGCCCCAGGACCACAUGCCUUUUUGUUGGUUUCAUCCUUAACCAACAGGUUCACAGAGGAAGAAGGGAAAGUCUUUGACGAAAUUGACGACAUGUUUGGGGAGCAAGUGCUCAACUACAUGGUCAUCGUCUUCACUGGAAGAGAUCAGAUCGAACCUAAGACAGUGGAGAAACACAUUCAAGGCGCACCUGACAAAUUAAAACAGAUUUUAAGUAACGCUGGAGGAGGAUAUGUCACCUUCAACAACAGAGGAAAGGAACUUGAAAAGGAAGCGGAUGUAAAAUGCCUUAUUCAACGCAUCAAAGACACAGUGAAUAAGAAUGGAGGGAAACAUUUCACCUCAAAAAUGUUCCAGGAGGCAGAAGAAAUUAUUCAAGAGAGAAUCAAGAGAGAUAUAGCUGACAAAGAAAAAGAGAUGAGAAGGGAAAUUGAGGAAGAAUUGCGCGAAGAGAUGAAGGAGUUCAUGCAGAACGAGAGGGAGUAUUACGAGAAGCUUCAUGAAGCCAAUGUGAAAGAAAUGGAAGAUUUAAAACUUCAACUAAAGGGAGAGCGGGAUAAACAUGCCAGAAAGCGUUCACUUGUUAUAGAGAAGGAGAGGACCUUGGGGGAGCUGGUACAGAGUGAGAUGGAGAUGAAGACGAAGAAGAACAAACUUGUCCAGCAGUUGCAGAAGGCUGAUGGUGAAGAGAAAGUGCAAAUGCAGCGUCAACUGGCAAAUGUUGGGGAGGAGGUGACGCGCAUACUUGCUGAAAGGAAGAGAGUAGAAGAUGAAGUCACAAAUGACCGAUUUUCAGCAGAAUGUAAUUUGAGAGCACAACAAGUAAGAGAAACUGAAAGGGGAAACAUACAGAACGAAGAUGAAGCAACACUCAGUAGAUUCGCUGCAGGCAUGAAGAAUAUGGGGAGGCGUUUUCUCAAAUUAUUUAAGUAGGCAUACAUAGUGUGCCAUUUAGUGAAGAUGAAGCAACACUUCGAAGAUUCGCUGCAGGCAUGAAGAAUAUGGGGAGGCGUUUUCACAAGUUAUUUAAGUAGGCAUACAUAGUUAUGACAUUUAGUGAAGAUUAAGCAACACUCCGAAGAUUCGCUACAUACAUGAAGAAUAUGGGGAGGCGUUUUCUCAAGUUAUUUUAGUAGGCAUACAUAGUGUGACAUUUAGUGAAGAUGAAGCAACACCUCGAUGAUUCGCUGCAGGCAUGAAGAAUAUGGGGAGGCGUUUCCUCAAGUUAUUUAAGUAGGCAUACAUAGUGUGACAUUUAGUGAAGAUGAAGCAACACCUCGAAGAUUCGCUGCAGGCAUGAAGAAUACGGGGAGGAGUUUUCUCAAGUUAUUAUCACCCGCCACGAAGUGGAAGGGGGAUAUAGGAAUGGGUGCGUCCGUCCGUCACAUUUCGAAAGUAUUUUUCAAAUUUCCAUGGCAACGA